AUGUAAUUAAAUUAGCCACUCAUCUAAUUUUCUAAACAUUCAUUUCCUAUUUAGGUCGUUUAUAAAGGACAUUUUAAUAAGCAUUUAUUAGCGAAAUAGAAAUAUCCUGAUUUACAUGUAUUACAGAAUUUUGGUUGCAUAUAUGGGCAGGUCAAGCAAUUAUUUUCACACGAACUUAGAUUCGUUGUUAUUUGUUAUUCUACUAUCUCUAAAUUUGAUAGGCACCAUCCUCUAAGAGGUUUUACUAUUGUGAAUUAACCUGCAAAUUAUAUUUCAGUGACUUCAUAAUUUAAAAACAUCUCAAAAUAAAUGUCGCUUUAAAAACAAUUCUCAGAAUCUUCAAAAUGAC
This is a messenger RNA of Paramecium octaurelia, 349 nucleotides long. The record is from the annotation of a GenBank genome assembly. Lineage: Eukaryota; Ciliophora; Oligohymenophorea; Peniculida; Parameciidae.